AUGAAGGCAAGGAACAUUCGAAAACAUCUAAGAAAUCAAAACUGGGAGAGCAUUCCUGUCAAUUAUAUGCAUAACAGCAACUUGAUGGGGAGAAUAUAUCAUACAUGUAUCAAAGCAUCCCAAGAGGCUCUACGCGACAACGAUAAGACUGAUGACAACACCAAUAUCGAGCAGCAGCGGCAAGAAUAUAGCCAGCAGCCAGCUAUGCCUUUUCCUGAUUCCAGAUUGCCACACAGCUUGCCUCGACGCUUCUACUCGAUCAAUCAUAAGGUGACAUCCUUGUUUUUUCAGCAUUCUCCCACAGAAGAGCGCGAGAAUAGAUACCGCGAGGACGCUUGUAACACGGGUAUAGGAGACCGUGAGGAAGGAGAUGACAGGGACAGCGAUGUCGACGAUGAUAUCCAAGUUGACGCUGAGGAGGACUUCGAUACUCCCCCGAAUACCUCGCUAGCCCACCUCCUCGUGGUAGCGUAUAUGAGACUCCAAGGAAACAUGCUCGUCAAGCGUCAAAUGAGUGGUCAUCGAUCUGGCCGUGACUCAGAGCGUCGUUCAGAGAUUGAUUGGCCUAGCUAUGAUACUCCGUCUCGUCCUCAGCGGUAUGGAUGGCUGUAUAAGGCCCCUGAGUCCCCCUUCGCUCUGUCACCCAAUCCAUUUUCAUAUGGGUCGCAGGGGUCUCCAUCUAGCGGUGCUCGGUCGCGUUUUCCAACUCCGUUUCAGCCCGCAUACCCGUCGAGGCCUAUCGCCAAUCCGUCCCUUGAGCGCUCCCGUCGCUCACAGCAACGUCAGGGUCCAAGUGAGCAGCGUUCCAUAGACUCGUUCGUUCAGCGUACUGCUAAGCCGAGCCUUGAGCGAAGCCUUGCCGAGAAUAACCCUGAUAAUUCGUUCAUUAAGGCUGGGUAUCGGGAGUUCAUUUCAGCUUGUGAGGCUCGUGCUAAGUUGUUGCGCGCUCAAGCCGAGAAGGCCUUGAAAGAUGCUAAUCAACAGGAGUUGCUAGCUCAUCAGGCUACUCGCGUGUUAGCACGCCAGUUUCCUGCCUCUUCUGACGAUAAGAAAGUUGAUCCUCCUCAGCCUGGUUCGGGUGGCCAAGAUCCCGUUUGA
Molecule: messenger RNA, 1098 nt
Organism: Bipolaris maydis ATCC 48331
Lineage: Eukaryota; Fungi; Ascomycota; Dothideomycetes; Pleosporales; Pleosporaceae
Source: RefSeq, a predicted model, not a curated record